UCAAUUAUAGGCGGGGCUUGUAGUGAAAAUGUCUGGAACCCAAUCUACUGAGUCCAGUUCUCAACAAGGUCCAUUCAACACACCCUUUAGCUUUGGAGGCCAAACUGCUCAGACUGGAGCCCAGACUACCUUUGGUGGAAGUGGUGGUGGUUUCUUUGGUAGUACUGCACAACAACAGCCACAACAACAACAACAAGGCUUUGGUUUACAACAACAACAACAAGGCUUUGGUUUACAACAACAACAACAACAAGGCUUAGGUUUACAACAACAACAAGGAGGUGGUGGUCUCUUUCAACAACAACAACUGCCACAACAAUAUUUUGGGCAGCAGCAGCCACAGCAAGGAGCCAAUAAUCAAGCAAACGGGCCCAAAGAAGCAAAAGGUGUUACAUCAGACAUCUUGGAAUGGGUUGCAGGUAGCAAUGGCAGCAUACCAGAAGAUGCUGUUGAAGGAGGAUGGUGUAGCUCAACUCAAGAGCAUUAUUACAUAGCAAGAGCUAAGGAUGCUAGCACAGGUGGUGUCUAUCCUGGCUAUGUCCUGCCUAGCAAGAAAUUAUUCUACUUCGUGUCCAAGAUGAUUGAUCAAAGGAGGAGGGGAAACUUCUACUUAGGAGGUGGAAAUCAAAUGCAAGUUGGUACGAAUCCAAACUACAAGGUUCUUGUGAAUCCAAAUAAAGCUGAGACUCUCUCGUGGGUCUACUUGCAUUUCAAUCAAGGGUUUGGUUUAUCUUCUAUUAUAAGGAACAUUGUCCCAGUUAAUGCAUUGGAGGCUGGCUAUGCCAACAAUGGCUCUUCUCUAUUCAUUGGUCGUACGUGUAGUCACGCUACUGGUGACAUUGUUCCUGGAGCAGUACAUUCUAAUGCAUUAGUGUACACUGAAAAUGAAGGUGUAGCUUCUCCUUCUAUUAAUUUUUUCGAAAUUCUCUGUGUCACGAAAAAAGAUGAAACAGCAAAAGCAAAAGAUGUCUUCCUGUAUGAUAUAAAGUACAAAAUGGAGAACGCUUUUAUAAAAUGGUCUCAGGUUCCGCUUGAGAAGGCUGCCCUUGUCAAUAAGAGUUCCGUAAAGCAGAAGAUGUCCUCUAGCCACCAGCCAGGGAUUCCCACUACAUUUAAAUGGACGGUCAAUGGAUCUGACAUAAUUGGAAACACAGAGGUGCAGAUAAAGGGACCUGUUCCCACAGUUUUUGGAGGCAAUAAAAGCCAUCGUCUCCACCUGCUUGAUGGGCAGAGGUUUCUGAACCUACUUCCGACUGGACGAGGAGGUAUUGAUAAUGCAGUUUUUGGCGGCGUCGUAAACCCAGGUCAAUAUUCGUCUCCAAAUUUAUCUGGCAUGUUUGUACCAACUCUUAUCACAAUGCCACUUGCUAAUUGUCUCCAAAUUGAGAACACAGCAGGUCAAGAAUCAUGUACUCUUGCUGUCCCACCAUCUUGCAGAGUGAUCCUUCAAAUCCAAGGAAUACAAGCAGAGCUAUGCGUACCUUUUGAAGGAAAACUGAAGAUAAUUUAUACCAAUAACCAUGUUGAGGAUAUCGAUAUUGAGGGAACGUAUGAUCAUACAAGUAUCAAGGGUACAGCAAUGGCAGUGAUGGAUGAGAAACCAGUAGUGAACACUUAAUCUGAGAUUUGACAUAAUGUGAUUUUUUUAGAAAUAUAUUUUAAUUUUUUGACAAUAGACAUAAUUUUUUUAUAUUAUUAUUACCAUUACUACUGGGUGGUUGUCGUAGUGUGCUUGAUUUUGCUAAGUAAUUGUCACAUCUCUAA
Molecule: messenger RNA, 1764 nt
Organism: Amphimedon queenslandica
Lineage: Eukaryota; Metazoa; Porifera; Demospongiae; Haplosclerida; Niphatidae
Exons: 3
Coding region: 29-1618 (529 amino acids)
Source: RefSeq, a predicted model, not a curated record